Messenger RNA from Pecten maximus, 1627 nucleotides. Its product is annotated as achacin-like. Lineage: Eukaryota; Metazoa; Mollusca; Bivalvia; Pectinida; Pectinidae. The coding region runs from base 227 to 1324 and encodes 365 amino acids. Gene Ontology annotation, molecular function: oxidoreductase activity. The record is from RefSeq and is a predicted model, not a curated record. The transcript is spliced from 2 exons.
GUGCUAGUAAGGUAUGGAGGUGUGUUAGUUAGGUAUUGAGGUGUGUUAGUAAGGUUUCGAGGUACACAUCUUAACUGUGCCGCCACAUAAUGUUGAUUGCUAUUAGGAUAUCGAAAACCCUUAUUGAAAAGAGAUAAACGAAAAUGCGUAUUUAUAUUUAAAGCCAUGUUAACAAUCAUGCCAAUAUUUAUGAUAUGAUACUAAACAAUGUUCAACAAUUACGUUCAUGUAUAUGUAUAUUGUUUGCAGACUCCAAGAAUUCCUCCGAAAGUACGUGAGCAAGGACGCCGUUGAAAUAAUAUCCAAUGUACUCAAAUAUUCGUUACACAAUGUAACCGCCGCAUCAGAAUUACCAUUUACACCAGACAAUGAGACUUUACCUGUAUACGACAUGUUAACGAUAUCAGGAGGCAUGCAACGACUGCCAGAACAGUUAGUGAAGAAAUUCCUGUCUGUCAGCAUCAAACACAGUCUCCAUACGAAUCACCAGCUGGUCAGUAUCGCCAGACAGCCUAGAGGUAGCUAUACACUGAGACUCCUUAGGACUGUCACGCUGGACGGGACAACAAGUCCCACUGACGAGUCUAUAACGGUGUGUAGUCGCCGGGUAGUACUGGCCAUUCCAACACCAGCCUUGCUUAAGGUCAACUGGGAGGUGUUACAAAGGCCACAUAUUCGUUCACAAUUGGAAGCUGUGAACUAUCAUAUUGCUGUGAAAUUGUAUUUGGUGUACGAUUUCCCUUGGUGGAAAAAAUACCUCUGUAACGUCCAUUCAUACUCUGGGAGUUUUAAUUCACAUAAUUAUAUCAGGUCAACGACUGGAAUCUCUAGUUACUGUGAUGGUAGAUAUCAGGGAGGGGAUGGUCCUGCACUAUUUUCAGACCUUCCCCUGGAUAUGACGCUUGAUUUCGGCGUUUCCAUCAAGACUGGUAAGGCUGUGUUGUUGGCUGCAUUUUCAAUACAUGAUAUCUGGACAGAUUUACAGAAACUCGGAGAACCACUAACACAGGGCUACCAUAGCGUGUCGACGGAAGUAGUCCGCCACGCCCAUAUAUACCUGUCAAAGCUGUACAAUCUGUCAGUACACGAGAUUCCCACUCCAACGGAUGGGGUAAUAUUUAACUGGGACGAAUCCCCAUAUGUUAGCCCAUUUCAUUUCGUGAAAGCAGGCGUAGAUUGGAAAGCAGUUUGGAACACCAUUAGUAAGCUAUCGGAGACUGAUGACGUCAUUAUAACUUCCGGGUCCUACUCGAAACACAUGUCUGACACGUGGUCCGAAUACUGUCUAGAAUCGAUUGAUGAAAUGCUUAAUAGUAAGUUUUGAUUGAAACAACAUCAAAUUAUUCCUAUAUAUUAUAUUGAUAUUGCAAUAAAAAAGUCAUGCCUCAUUAAAAGAUGAAAAAUGUAUAGAUCAUCUGUUGCCUGUUGUUGGAUCCCUUGUUUUAAUACAAUGACUGUGUCGCGAUGCUAAAAUGACCUUGACUUAUUUGUUUGGAAAGAUUGCGAGUGGUGGGCUCAAUUGUGACGAUCUCUUCAUCAUGUCCUUUCUAUUGUAUAGAGAUGAAGUGUUACAACUGAUAGGGAAUAUUAAAUUAUGGUGACAGUAUAAGGUACUAUGAUGACAGUA